This is a messenger RNA of Dicentrarchus labrax (European seabass), 1259 nucleotides long. It is a transcript of the gene il17c, whose product is annotated as interleukin 17c. Gene Ontology annotation, biological process: inflammatory response. NCBI's taxonomy places the organism in Eukaryota, Metazoa, Chordata, Actinopteri, Moronidae. Gene Ontology annotation, cellular component: extracellular region. The coding region runs from base 138 to 710 and encodes 190 amino acids. Gene Ontology annotation, molecular function: cytokine activity. The transcript is spliced from 3 exons. The record is from RefSeq and is a predicted model, not a curated record.
ACACCUGCCUCUCUGCCGGAGGCUACUCUCACUUAGGAAAGAGGAAGUUGAGGAACUAAAUCGCCUAGCAUUUCCAUUUACUCAUGCCGCCCGGUUUUUCCCAGGUGCACUGAUAAAUAGAGCUAUCAGACAGAACGAUGGACAGUCACAGCAAAGCAGAUCCCCUCACUACCGGUCAGCGCGAGGACGCAGAGACAGACAGGAUGAUGGACAUGAAACAGAUUCUCAUCUUUGGACUUUUCCUCGUGCCCGUGUGGACGUCCAGGUGUUAUGAAGAGCGCGAGCUGGCCGGGGCAGCAGAGCGGAAGUUACAGAAUCGCUACCCGCAGCCCGCGGACCCCUCAACCACCGUCACAUCCGGCUCACCUGCCUCCUGCCCGGUGGAGCUGUACCAAACACAGCCGCCCCCCCGGGAGUACAGCGGCAGGUCCCUCUCCCCCUGGAGAUACAUACACGUAACAAAGGAGGACCACUUUCCCACCACUUAUGCCGAGGCUCAGUGCCUGUGUUCCGGAUGCAUCCUCUUCCAGGACAACUCGCAGCUCCCGGAACACAGCCUCAGCUACAACUCAGUCCCCUUAACGCAGAAAAGGGUGUUUCUCAAGAGGGAGCUCUGCAGCGGGAAUGACGACGUGAAGAGAUACCAGCUGAAGCCGGUUAAUGUGGAAGUAGCUGUGGGCUGUACCUGCGUCAGAGUCAACUACAGUUAAUGUUGUGUUUGUUUUAAAAUGCACCAAGUUCUCUGGAAAAAAAAGUCUUAACUCAGGGGUGUGGAGUGCUACAGGGUGGCUCAGUGGGCUCGCUGGUCCAGCUGGGCACCCACAUCCGAUACCCUUGGGAUUUUGUAUGAGGGCUUCAAAAGUCAUAUUCACAUCAGCCUUUUUUGUAGGCCUAUUUAUUGUCACAAUGACAUUAUAAUAAUUUAUGAUGUGUGUUUUAUAGGUCUCUGCAUAGUGCAGGUAUUUUAUCACGUACUUCUUUUCAUACUGAUGGCUUUGUCAUCGAAGAAAAUAGCUAUUGUAUAGUUUUGUAAAAUAAUAAUUUAACUGCUAAUAAUAUUAUAAUUAUCUAUUUAUUUGGUCUGUUUUGCAUUUGAAAUGUUUGAGCAUUUGAAAGCUUUAGAAUGCUCAUGAGUGGAUGAGGAAGACUUUUUGUAUUUAUCUUAUGUUGGAUAUCUUGUAGAUUUGUCCCAGUGGGACUUAAGUGUAAGAGCUUCUUUGAAGCAAAAUAAAGAAACCUUGGAUUUUAAAGAAAACAAA